Messenger RNA from Cricetulus griseus (Chinese hamster), 2300 nucleotides. Lineage: Eukaryota; Metazoa; Chordata; Mammalia; Rodentia; Cricetidae. The record is from RefSeq and is a predicted model, not a curated record.
AAGGCUUGGGUAAUAACAGUGAGUGUCCCAUAUGCUUGAAUGCCUUCUGGGACUAACAGACCUUUCCAGCUGGGUUUCAUGACAUUCUUUCUUCCCCUGGUGCAUUGCCUUCCGGUUGGUACCCUAGAGACCUCAGGACAGCACAUCCGGCUUCGAGUCAUCAAGAAGAAAAAGGUCAUUGUCAAGAAGAGAAAGAAGCUAAGGCAGCCCAGUCCUUCAGUGACUUCCAGGCCUUUGGUGACCACUAGCCCAGGAAAGACCCUCACUCUCCCUGAGAAACAAGAACCAGGGUGCCCCCCUCUAGGCCUAGAGUCCUUGCGGGUUUCAGAUAGCCAGCUCGAGGCCUCCAGCAGCCAGUCUUUUGGUCUUGGACCACACCGAGGACGGCUCAACAUCCAGUCAGGUCUGGAAGACGGUGAUCUGUAUGAUGGGGCUUGGUGUGCUGAGCAACAAGACACCGAGCCUUGGCUUCAGGUGGAUGCUAAGAAUCCUGUCCGCUUCUCAGGGAUUGUUACACAGGGCAGAAAUUCUGUGUGGAGGUAUGACUGGGUCACAUCCUAUAAGGUCCAGUUCAGCAAUGACAGUCAGACCUGGUGGAAGAGUAGGAAUCACAGCAGUGGGAUGGACAUGGUAUUUCCUGCCAAUUCAGACCCAGAGACCCCGGUGUUGAACCUCCUGCCAGAGCCUCAGGUGGCUCGCUUCAUUCGCCUGCUGCCUCAGACCUGGUUCCAGAGAGGUGCACCUUGCCUCCGGGCAGAGAUCCUAGCCUGUCCGGUCUCAGAUCCUAAUGACCUGUUUCCUGAGGCCCACACACUGGGAUCUGCUGACUCUCUGGACUUCCGGCAUCACAAUUAUAAGGCUAUGAGGAAGCUGAUGAAACAGGUGAAUGAACAAUGCCCCAACAUCACCCGUAUCUACAGCAUCGGGAAGAGCCACCAGGGUCUGAAGCUGUAUGUGAUGGAGAUGUCAGACCAGCCUGGGGAGCAUGAGCUGGGAGAGCCUGAGGUCCGCUAUGUGGCUGGCAUGCAUGGGAAUGAGGCCCUGGGGCGGGAGUUACUUCUGCUUUUGAUGCAGUUCUUAUGUCAAGAGUUCCUGCGAGGGGACCCACGAGUGACGCGGUUGCUUACUGAGACACGUAUUCACCUAUUGCCCUCCAUGAAUCCUGAUGGCUAUGAGACUGCCUACCACAGGGGCUCAGAGCUGGUGGGCUGGGCAGAGGGUCGCUGGACCCACCAGGGCAUUGACCUUAACCACAAUUUUGCUGACCUCAACACACCACUGUGGUAUGCAGAAGAUGAUGGGCUGGUACCCCACACUGUCCCCAACCAUCACCUGCCACUGCCUAAUUACUAUACACUGCCUAAUGCCACUGUGGCUCCUGAAACAUGGGCAGUGAUCAAAUGGAUGAAACGCAUUCCGUUUGUGCUAAGUGCCAACCUCCAUGGGGGUGAACUUGUGGUGUCCUACCCUUUCGACAUGACACGGACCCCGUGGGCUGCUCGUGAACUCACCCCCACACCGGAUGAUGCUGUCUUUCGCUGGCUUAGCACUGUCUAUGCUGGCACUAAUAGGGUCAUGCAAGACACGGAUCGCCGACCUUGUCAUAGCCAGGACUUCUCCUUGCAUGGCAAUGUCAUUAAUGGAGCCGACUGGCACACAGUUCCUGGGAGCAUGAACGACUUCAGCUACCUACACACCAAUUGCUUUGAAGUCACUGUGGAGCUGUCCUGUGACAAGUUCCCUCAUGAAAAGGAGUUGCCUCAGGAGUGGGAAAACAACAAAGAUGCCCUUCUCACUUACCUGGAGCAGGUGCGCAUGGGCAUUGCAGGAGUUGUACGGGACAAAGACACAGAGCUGGGGAUUGCAGAUGCUGUCAUUGCUGUGGAAGGCAUUAACCACGAUGUUACAACAGCCUGGGGUGGAGAUUAUUGGCGGCUGCUGACUCCUGGGGACUACGUGGUGGCAGCCAGCGCUGAGGGCUACCAUACAGUCAAACAACAUUGCCGGGUCACCUUUGAGGAGGGCCCUGUUCCCUGCAAUUUCUUACUCACCAAGACUCCCAAGCAGAGGCUUCGAGAGCUGCUGGCAGCAGGGGCUAAGGUACCCCCAGACCUUCGGAGGAAGCUAGAGCGGCUGAGGGGACAGAAGAAUUAAUGCCUUCAGCUGAAAGAGACAUCCUUGGACAGGCUGGACCUGUCUAGAACUGAGAGAGGAGUAGGAGGAGGGGAGAAAGGAGAGGAGGGUGGGACAGGGUAGAAAAAGAGGCGCUCUGCUUUAUUAAAGCUUCCCGGUGCCUGAUA